CUCCCCACCCCCACCCCCCACCCCGCCUUUGCCAUCAGGUAUCAGAAGCAUGUUCACACAUACCGCAUCCUGCCUGAUGGAGAAGACUUCCUGGCUGUGCAGACCUCGCAAGGUGUGCCUGUACGCCGCUUCCAGACCCUGGGGGAGCUCAUCGGCCUCUACGCCCAGCCCAACCAGGGCCUCGUGUGCGCCCUGCUGUUGCCUGUGGAGCGGGAGCGAGAGCCGGACCCGCCCGAUGACCGUGAUGCCUCAGAUGGGGAGGAUGAGAAGCCCCCACUGCCCCCACGCUCUGGCUCCACCAGCAUUUCUGCCCCCAUCGGGCCCUGCAGCCCCCCACCAGCCCCUGAGACCCCCACAACUCUGGCUGCUGAGAGUACCCCCAAUGGGCUGAGCACGGUCUCACAUGAGUACCUGAAGGGUAGCUACGGGCUAGACCUGGAAGCCGUGCGGGGAGGAGCCAGUAAUCUGCCCCACCUCACUCGCACCCUUGCCACCUCUUGCCGCAGGCUGCACAGUGAGGUGGACAAGGUCCUAUCAGGCCUGGAGAUCCUGUCCAAGGUGUUUGACCAGCAGAGCUCGCCCAUGGUGACCCGCCUUUUGCAGCAGCAGAGCCAGCCACAGACUGGGGAGCAGGAGUUGGAAAGCCUGGUGCUAAAGCUGUCGGUGCUCAAGGACUUCCUGUCGGGCAUCCAGAAGAAGGCUCUGAAGGCCCUCCAGGACAUGAGCUCCACAGCGCCCCCAGUGCCCCUGCAGCUGUCCACACGUAAGGCCAAGACCAUCCCUGUGCAGGCCUUUGAGGUGAAGCUAGAUGUGACCCUGGGUGACCUGACUAAGAUCGGGAAGUCGCAGAAGUUCACGCUGAGCGUGGAUGUGGAGGGCGGGCGUCUGGUGCUGCUGCGGAGACAGCGGGACUCACAGGAGGACUGGACAACCUUCACCCAUGACCGCAGUGAGCAGGCCACACCUGGGCAGGGAGCUGGGUGGGGCGGAGCCUGUAGGUCUAGGGGGAUCCCUGACGGGCUGCUGUCCCCCCAGAAGCGAGAGGCCUUCUGCCAGCUGCUGCAGAUCAUGAAGAAUAAGCACUCCAAGCAGGACGAGCCCGACAUGAUCUCCGUCUUCAUAGGCACCUGGAACAUGGGAAGUGUGCCCCCACCAAAACACGUGACAUCUUGGUUCACGUCGAAGGGUCUGGGGAAGACCCUCGACGAGGUCACGGUGACUAUACCCCACGACAUCUACGUGUUUGGGACCCAGGAGAACUCAGUAGGUGACCGAGAGUGGCUGGACCUCCUGCGCGGGGGCCUCAAGGAGCUCACCGAUCUGGAUUACCGCCCGAUUGCCAUGCAGUCCCUGUGGAACAUCAAGGUAGCCGUGCUGGUCAAGCCAGAGCAUGAGAACCGCAUCAGUCACGUCAGCACAUCCAGCGUGAAGACGGGCAUCGCCAACACCCUGGGGAACAAGGGGGCCGUGGGCGUCUCUUUCAUGUUCAAUGGCACCUCCUUUGGCUUUGUGAACUGCCACCUCACCUCAGGGAACGAGAAGACUGCCCGGCGGAACCAGAACUACCUGGACAUCCUGCGGCUGCUCUCGCUGGGCGACCGGCAGCUCAGUGCCUUUGACAUCUCCCUGCGUUUCACUCACCUCUUCUGGUUCGGGGACCUCAACUACCGCCUAGACAUGGACAUCCAGGAGAUCCUGAACUACAUCAGCAGGAAGGAGUUCGAGCCCUUGCUUCGGGUGGACCAGCUCAACUUGGAGCGGGAGAAGCACAAAGUCUUCCUGCGAUUCAGUGAGGAGGAGAUCUCCUUCCCACCCACCUACCGCUACGAGCGGGGUUCCCGAGACACGUAUGCCUGGCACAAGCAGAAGCCAACUGGGAUCCGGACCAACGUGCCUUCAUGGUGUGACCGGAUCCUCUGGAAAUCCUACCCUGAAACCCACAUCAUCUGCAAUUCCUAUGGUUGCACCGAUGACAUUGUCACCAGUGACCACUCCCCUGUGUUUGGGACAUUUGAGGUCGGAGUCACAUCUCAGUUCAUCUCCAAAAAAGGACUCUCGAAGACCUCGGACCAGGCCUACAUCGAGUUUGAGAGUAUCGAGGCCAUUGUGAAGACCGCCAGCCGCACCAAGUUCUUCAUUGAAUUCUACUCCACUUGCCUGGAGGAAUACAAGAAGAGCUUUGAGAAUGAUGCCCAGAGCAGCGACAACAUCAACUUCCUCAAGGUGCAGUGGUCCUCGCGCCAACUGCCCACGCUGAAGCCGAUCCUGGCUGAUAUUGAGUACCUGCAAGACCAGCACCUGCUGCUUACCGUCAAGUCCAUGGAUGGCUAUGAGUCCUAUGGAGAGUGUGUGGUCGCGCUUAAAUCCAUGAUCGGCAGCACAGCCCAGCAGUUCCUGACCUUCCUGUCCCACCGCGGCGAGGAGACAGGCAACAUCCGGGGCUCCAUGCAGGUCCGGGUGCCCACGGAGCGCAUGGGCACCCGUGAGCGGCUCUACGAGUGGAUCAGCAUUGACAAAGACGAGGCUGGGGCUAAGGGCAAAGCACCCUCGGGGUCCCGGGGCGGCCAGGAGCCCAGGCCAGGGAGCCGCAAGCCAGCCCCCACAGAGGCCUCCUGUCCCCUGUCCAGGUUAUUUGAAGAACCUGAGAAACCACCACCAGCUGGGAGGCCCCCAGCCCCACCUCGAGCAGCUCUCCGGGAGGAGCCCUUGAGCUCCAGGUUGAAGCCAGAGGGGACUCCAGACCUGGAAGGGGUGGCAGCGCCCCCACCCAAGAACAGCUUCAAUAACCCUGCCUACUACGUCCUGGAGGGGGUCCCCCACCAGCUGCUGCCCCAGGAGCCACCUUCAGCUGCCAGGGCUCCGGUCCCACCUGCCACCAAGAACAAAGUGGCCAUCACAGUGCCUGCUCCGCAGCUGGGACGCCAUAGGCCCCUCCGUGUCGGGGAGGGGAGCUCGUCAGAUGAAGAGUCUGGGGGCACACUGCCCCCUCCAGACUUCCCACCCCCACCACUACCAGACUCGGCUAUCUUCUUGCCCCCCAGCCUGGAUCCUCUACCAGGGCCAGUGGUUCGGGGUCGGGGUGUGGGUGAGGCCCGGGGCCCACCACCUCCCAAGGCCCAUCCAAGGCCCCCCCUGCCCCCAGGACCCUCUUCCGCCAGCACUUUCUUGGGGGAGGUAGCCAGUGGGGAUGACCGCUCCUGCUCUGUGCUGCAAAUGGCCAAGACACUGAGCGAGGUAGACUAUGCCCCCGCUGGGCCUGGCCGCUCAGCGCUCCUCCCAAGCCCCCUGGAGCUGCAGCCACCAAGAGGGCUGCCCUCGGACUACGGCCGGCCCCUCAGCUUCCCUCCACCCCGCAUUCGAGAGAGCAUCCAGGAGGACCUGGCAGAGGAGGCUUCUUGCCCGCAGGGCGGGCGGGCCGGCGGGCUGGGCGAGGCGGGCAUGGGCGCCUGGCUGCGGGCCAUCGGCUUGGAACGCUAUGAGGAGGGCCUGGUGCACAAUGGCUGGGACGACUUGGAGUUUCUCAGCGAUAUCACGGAGGAAGACCUGGAGGAAGCCGGCGUGCAGGACCCUGCUCACAAGCGCCUCCUCCUGGACACGCUGCAGCUCAGCAAGUGACAGCGGUGGCUCGGGAAGGCUGCGGACUGCGCUAGCUUCUGCCCCGGCUCACCAAGGCCCAGCCAUAGUCGGGUUGAAAAGUCAUGAGGGCGGGGCAAUGCUUCUUUCUGCCUAUUUAUUGGGGAGCCGUGUUCCCCACUACCCAAAAUACCCAAUCAGUUGUAAUUGGGACAUCCUGCCCGGCCCUCUUUCCCCACCCCCCACUUCCAUAGACCUAGGGCUCUGGGGUCAGUUGCCACGGUUACCACGAGCCUUGAUUACUUUGGUGCUGCCCUCCCUCCCUAGACCCCUAUGUACUGUCCUGGGGAUGCCCACGGGGAGCAGUGGAGUUUGGGCUCCGUUUCCACCGUUCUGUCUGCUGCUCCCAACGGGCCUGAACCAUAGGGGGCGGGGACUCAGCUCUGACCUCCCCCCACCCACUCACCCACCUCGUGGGUAUAUGUCCGGAAAUGAAGGAAAAGCCCGAAGACCGGGCUGAGGUUUAUUUAAGGGUUUCUGCGUGGGGGCGGGGAGGGAGGGCACCUUAAUAUCAGGGUGGUCUGGGAGGGCAGGGUCGUCACCAUGAUGUGGCAGUCUGCUUCGUCGGAGCUGCUGCCUCUGCCUGGUAUAGCGCCCAGCGCUGGUGGGACGCUGCUGGCCAAGCCCAAGGGUUCCUCGCAGGUUGCGACUGAGUUUCACAGCUACCCGGUUCCCAUCCCGCACGCUCAGAAGGGCUGCCGACGCGAUGUCUUCUUCAAUAAAUUAAGUUUUAUUUGGA
Messenger RNA from Echinops telfairi (small Madagascar hedgehog), 4372 nucleotides. It is a transcript of the gene INPPL1, whose product is annotated as inositol polyphosphate phosphatase like 1. Gene Ontology annotation, biological process: phosphatidylinositol dephosphorylation. The record is from RefSeq and is a predicted model, not a curated record. The annotation marks the transcript as partial. Gene Ontology annotation, molecular function: phosphatase activity; protein binding. NCBI's taxonomy places the organism in Eukaryota, Metazoa, Chordata, Mammalia, Afrosoricida, Tenrecidae. The transcript is spliced from 26 exons.